Molecule: messenger RNA, 1423 nt
Organism: Cantharellus anzutake
Lineage: Eukaryota; Fungi; Basidiomycota; Agaricomycetes; Cantharellales; Hydnaceae
Exons: 6
Coding region: 109-1260 (383 amino acids)
Cellular component (GO): cytoplasm
Molecular function (GO): phosphatase regulator activity; enzyme inhibitor activity; protein binding
Source: RefSeq, a predicted model, not a curated record
GAAAACAAUACGAUACUAAUCUUGCUGGCAGGGAGCUCCUCUGUUUUACAGAAUACCAACCAUGUCCCCUCCUCCCGCGAUGAAGACGUCGAAGGCGCGACAUUGCGGAUGGCAACGGCAUACCUCAGUCGCUACCCGGAUUUGAUUGACUGGUCCAACGUCAAGGGAAAAACAGCUCUUCACGUUGCCUCCCUGAAAGGGAACGAGGGAUUUGUUCGUAUGCUGUGUGACCAUGGAGCUGAUUUCGACCUCCCGGAUGAAGAAGGAAACACACCCCUUCAUUUCGCAAGCGCGUGGGGUCAUGUCUCGAUUGUCCAGCUACUGAUUGAACGCGGCUGUCAAUUCGUCAUCAAGAACAAUUAUGGCUUUACAGCGUCUGAUUAUGCCUUCUCUAACAACACGAUGAACGUUCUGCAGGACACAGCUCGGUCCCAGUUUGAAAGUAACAAGCGCGCCCGGAGAAACAUUUAUGCACAAGCUGCAAGCCGAGGAAGUGAACUCCAGAAACGCUAUGAGCAAAUGUACGGCGGCUCUAUCCCACGGAUCCCAAGUUCAACUCGGUUACGAAGUGGGUCAGGAGCAAGCGUCCCAGAUCCUGUGACCGACUUGGAUGGUUCAGGUACAUCAUACGACUCGACAAAGCAUUCGGCAUCGAAUCACCCUUAUCAACCUUUAACCUCUUCCACAAUGUCACAUGCUUCAUCAUCUGCGGUCCCACCUCUCCCUCCGAAAGAUAGAUCUCCAAUGCGUCCCCAGCAUUCUGCUGCUGCCCACAGCGACACUCCUAAAGUUCUUAAGUCUCAAAGAAUUUCCCCCUCCCGUUCUCUCCAACAGCUUUCAUCCUCUGGCACCGAUAAUUCUUCUGAGGGGCCCCCAUCUUCUCGUCGACAGCAAUCGAUUGAUCUCGCAUUGUCACCAGUCGCAUCAAAGGUCCGUCAACGAGACGCAGAUGCGAUUGCUCAGUAUCUUUCACGAACCCGUACAACCUCAAUAGAAUCUGGAUCUCUCGUAGCCCCUAGUACAAAUGGCUCUUCCUCAAUGUCUGUACGUUCGAAAAGCCCCGACGGGGAAGCGAGUUACGGUUUCCGUUCUACGCUACGACCAUCUACAUCUGCCUCGGUUCUCCGAUCUCUCAGCGAGACGUCCCCUUCGAAACAUCCCAGUGAACAGUCAAAUAUGCAACAUCGUUAUCGAUCAACUACUUUUGGUUCCCUGCCCGAAACUACGGAAGAAAUCAAACUCAGUGGUCCCGGCCGAUGAGAAAAGACAGAACUUCGUGGCGCAACUUGUGGUCCCGCAAUCGUACCACCCUUUGGAGGGGUAUAGUGCGACAUAUCAAUUGCUACACCUUUGCUCCUCACUUUUGGGUAUGUUUCUUUCCUCCAUGCUGCGUUCGACACUCUGGUUCGGUUUACAUCUGCGA